UCGCUCGGUUGCCAGGGCCACGCGGUUGCCAAGGCCGCGGCUCAACGCGGUGGCGGCCCCGCCGCCACCGUCCGGGCCCGCCGCCGCCUCCUGCCCCGGGCCGGCGCCAUGGUGAAGCUCGCUGCCAAGUGCCUGCUGGCAGGAGAUCCAGCUGUGGGCAAGAGUGCUUUAGCCCAGAUGUUUCGCAGUGAUGGGGCUCAUUUUCAGAAGAACUACACACUGACAGCGGGCAUAGAACUGUUGGUGAAGGCUGUAUCAGUUCCAGAGACAAGUGAUAGUGUGGAAUUCUUCAUUUUUGACUCUGCAGGAAAAGAUCUAUUUUCUGAAAUGCUGGGGAAACUGUGGGAGCAACCCAACGUCCUGUGCCUUGUGUAUGAUGUCACUAAUGAGCAAUCCUUCAACAACUGUAGCAAAUGGUUGGAGAAACUGAGGGCUCAAGCAGUUGGCAUGCACAUCCCAGGUGUCUUAGUGGGGAAUAAAACAGACCUAGCUGAUUGUCGAGUUGUGGAGCAGGAGCAAGCACAGGAGUGGGCUGAGAAACAUGGCCUGGAAUACUGUGAGAUGUCAGUGAAGGAAAUGAAAAAUUUUGAGGCCCCAUUCCACAUUCUGGCAAAAUUAUUCCACCAGCUGUACAAAGAGAAAGUGGAAACUUUUCACUCACUAGCCUGACUGAAUCUGUUUCUUUCCUUCUGCGUGGCUCACUGUCCCUGCCUGGUGGGAGCCGCGUCGCGUCCAGCCGCUGUCGCUUGGUGACGCAGUGCCCUCUGCUGGUCCCAGGUCACAGGAGUUCUCCAGAGGCUGCCACCUCCCUUGAAGUGAACAGGAACGGCUUCCUGCAGCCGCUUCCAAAUUGGAUAAACUGCAAAGUGGAGUCAAAUUGCAAGAAUACCUUUUCUAUUUUAAAGAUUAAUCUAAAACUUAUAAAAAAAUUACCUUUUCUUCUUCAUGUCUUUAUCAUCUUACGUAUUGUUGUGUCAUUUUUGUCAGCUGAAUUUGGCAAUACCAUUCUGAUUAGGUGCAGUUCUCAAUCUGAAAAUCAGAGUCCUCUUAUUAAAGUCUCUCUGCUUGUCAUUGAAUUUCAGAUAAAAGACCAUGGUUCUGAUGUUGCUAGUGGAAACAGGACUAAGGAAAUGAAAGCCUGGCUAAGUUACUCUGACUCAGCUGUGUCUGGCUAGAAGUUUCAUAUUAGAAAGGGUAAAAGCCUAGAGAGAGUUGCUCUUUUGUGUGCAGUAUUGAUGUUGCAUAUGUAAGAGUCUUUGCUAAUGCAGUAUGCAGAAGCACCUGUGGUGAGGUCCUGCCUUGUAACUGAGCCUAACACCAAGAAUUUCAAAAAUUUAACCAUUAUCUUCCAGAUUAUGGUAGACCCCCGUAGGCAAGGGAAACUGAGUUUUGUAGAGACUAAGCACUGAGUGAUUUUUCAGGCAGUCUUUUCAGGAAUCUGUGUUUCAAGACUUUUAUAUGUGUGGUUUAUAAUAAUUUUUAUGCCCAGUGCUAGGAAAAGUACAUUAAAUUGAACAUAAGAAAUAUGGCUGCAGAUGUUGCAGGAGAGUUUAUGAAGCACUUCAAGAAUCUGGAGAAGCACUGCCCUCAUUUCACUGGCAACAGUGUGUUGAUGCUGGGAACUCACUAGGGAGCAUAAAUACCAGUUAAAGAGGGUGAGUAGGAGCUCAAUCUACAAGAAGUGAAAACAAGAGGUUCUUUUGCUAGAAGCCAACUCAAAAAUGGCAGAACAAGGUGGGAAAGCUCCUGCUUUCUCCAAAGAAGAAAGAAGGUCCUC
This is a messenger RNA of Poecile atricapillus (Black-capped chickadee), 1777 nucleotides long. Its product is annotated as intraflagellar transport protein 27 homolog. Gene Ontology annotation, cellular component: Golgi apparatus. The record is from RefSeq and is a predicted model, not a curated record. Bases 109 to 669 code for a protein of 186 amino acids. Gene Ontology annotation, molecular function: GTPase activity; GTP binding. Lineage: Eukaryota; Metazoa; Chordata; Aves; Passeriformes; Paridae. The transcript is spliced from 8 exons.